This is a messenger RNA of Camelina sativa (false flax), 1115 nucleotides long. RefSeq lists its product as uncharacterized. Lineage: Eukaryota; Viridiplantae; Streptophyta; Magnoliopsida; Brassicales; Brassicaceae. The record is from RefSeq and is a predicted model, not a curated record.
UUGUUUCACUUAAGUCUAAUUAAUUAAUUCCCGCCCAGUUACUAUUCGAAAGCUUUUGAUUUUGGGGAUUUUUUUGUUUUUAGGGUUUCGAAUUCAUCUCGAAUUUCAAAAUUGUUCUAAUUUUUUUGCAGAUUGCGAUUUAAAGAAAUUUCAAAUUGGUCCUCGAAUCGAAUUGAGCCUCUAGUUGUUUAGAAGAAAUCAUCUAUAAUGCCGAAGAGAAAAGCAAAGGAGUGUGUCAAACCCACUGAAGAAGAUAAGGACGAUGACAACAAGCGAAUUCGAAGAGAAGAGAAGAAAGAAGACUUCGUCGACGAAGAAGUUGAAAGACAAAUCGCUGCGAUUAGGGCGAUCCGUGAUGUUGAGAUUGAACAAACUUUAACUGCAUUGAGGUUGCUCCGUUCAUAUUUUACUAAAGAACAGCUCGAUACACCUGUGUUGGACUUCUUCAAAGAGAAUCUUCCGGAUUUGUCUAUAUCGAGAAACGAAGAAACUGGGGAGAUUGAGUUGAAGUGGAAAGACAAAAAUGGUGAUUCUUCGGAUGGCGUUGUUGACAUGAAUUAUUCUAUUCUUAAACGCUUGUCAAUGGGUUUAUACACUAAUAGGCCUUCUCUUGGUGGCUGCUAUGAUUUACCUGAUAACGUGAAAGCAAGCCUGUUAGGUACUGAUAACCCACAGCUCGAUAAUCUUGUUUUCCAGGGGACAUCUGACAACCAUAUGCUUGCAAGCCAUGCUGCUUUUCAGACUCCUGGGGUAAGUGGGCAGAGACUCUCUUUUGGAAUGACACCAAAGACUCGGAGGCUACCAAAACCUGGAGAAAUGAUGCUCUCUGUGCAUGGCUCUCCUUUGGGGGUCUACAAAGAAGACCACAACAUUGGAGCUAUAAAUGAGGAAAACAGUUGAAGAGCUUCAUAGAUUCAGACACUUUUGGAUUGUGAUGGUUUACUCUUCAAGUUGUAGGAUCUACUCAGAUUCCAAAAAUGCGGCGAUAUAUUUGUUAUCUGUGUUCUUUCGCAUACUAUGGUAAUUGAAGUCUUUAGAACAACACAACCAUAAACGUUUUGUUUAUAAAUAGAUUGAACUUUUUAGUUACAGUUUACCAAUUAAUUACAAGACAA